Molecule: messenger RNA, 177 nt
Organism: Entrophospora sp. SA101
Lineage: Eukaryota; Fungi; Glomeromycota; Glomeromycetes; Entrophosporales; Entrophosporaceae
Source: the annotation of a GenBank genome assembly
AUGUAUCUCAUACAAGCAGAUCCAUUCUUUGAACUUGGCAAUUGUAGCAGACUGAGAUUGACAAUAUUAAGGGUGGGUUUACAAACUCUAUCAUGGGAUUCAUUGCGGUUUCGAAGCAGUUUUAGGAAACGAGCAUCAUAUGUAUCACCAGAAAUUUUAACAGAUAAACCAUAUUAG